AUGGGUUGCGGAGCCAGCAAAGCCACAAUACUUUCAGAGGCCCCAGUCUCCUCGAAUCCUGAUGAGUUCUUUGCAUACCAAGGGACUGGGCCCUGGCACGCCUGCCGCGCAGACAGCGUGAUCCCACCACGGCUCGCCAAGAGUGGAGCGGCAAGCAAGAACCAAUGUCCGCCAGCGACGUUGCAAGAGCUCUUGAAGAAGGCAGCUGAGGAGAAGGGGGACAAGCCAGCCAUGAAGGUGGAGCGACCACUACCUGCUCUACUUUCUGAUGGAUCCGCCCCACCGGUGCUGGAAGAUGGGCAGUGGAAGGUUUGGACUUACAAGCAGUAUUAUGACGAGUCCAGAAAGGCUGCCCGCAGCUUCGUGAAGCUGGGCUUCGAGGCUUUUGACACCCUGGCCAUCUGGGGCUUCAAUGCUCCCGAGUGGAUGCUCAGCGCCUUGGCCGCUGGCUUUGCAGGAGGUAAAGUCGGUGGCCUUUAUCCGACAGAUACACCAGAGACCGCAGCCUUCAAGAUUGUCCACAGUGGCGCGAGCAUUGUUGUCUUUGAAGACCAGUCCAAAUUGGACAGACUGCUCCCAGCCCUCACGCAGCGCCUGGAAGGUCUGGCCGAGACAUCCAACGAAACGAAGCAAGGGGACCUGAUGCAGAGUGCUGAUGGACCCUCGCGAAUCAAAGCCUUCGUGGCCUACGGAUUCGAUCCAGGGAACUACACAGUCAAGCUGAAAGGAAGUUCCAUACCGGUGCUCGGUUGGUCAAGCCUUCUGGCAAUGGCAGACUCCGUCGAAGAAGACGUGAUCGAAACUCGUCUCAAGGCUGUGGAGCCCGGUCAUUGUGCAGUCUUGGUCUACACCUCCGGAACGACGGGGGAGCCGAAGGCGGUCAUGCUAUCACAUGACUGCAUGGUCUUCGAGACACGAACAGUACUCGGUAUGGCCAGAGCACACAUGGGCUUGUGCGCAAAGGCCGAACAGGAGAGGGUCUUAUCUUAUCUCCCACUCUCGCAUGUCGCCGGUAAGAUGGUCGACAUUUGCUUCCCUUUUAUGGCCACGGCAACGACACCGGCAUGGGUGACGACGUAUUUUGCCAGGCCAUACGACCUCAAAGCCGGGUCUCUGGGAGAUAGGCUUCGUGCAGCCAGACCCACGAUUUUCCUUGGCGUGCCCUUGGUGUGGGAGAAGGUCGCGGACAAGCUCCGUGCCAUAGGUGCCACCACGAAGGGUCUCAAGAAGAAGAUUGCAACCUGGGCCAAGGAAAAGGGCAUGGCAAACUCCAAGGCCUGUCUUCUUGGCGGAGACGGCGUGGCACCUUUCGCUUACGGAGUUGCUGACAAGGUCGUCCUGAAGAAGAUCAAGGAGAAGCUCGGGUUGGACUGCUUGAAGUUCGGCGCUACCGGGGCGGCUCCCAUCCGCGUCGACACUUUGCAGUACUUCGGGUCUUUGGGGAUCACCAUCAACGAAGUCUACGGAAUGUCGGAAUCCUGCGCUGCUUGCACCGUCUCAACAGAUAGAGCCCACGUGUGGGGCUCCUGCGGGUUCCAGCUUCCUGGAGUUGAGGUCAAGGCUUUCAAGGUCGACCCGACAGACGUGAACAAGAAGGAAGAGUGUCCGAGAGCCCCGAGCAUGGAUGCGGCGGAGGACACGUACCAGGGCGAGCUUUGCUUCCGUGGCCGCAGCAUCAUGAUGGGUUACCUUGCGCAGCCGGAUCUGGGGAUCGAGCAUGUGCGGGAGAUUGAGAAGAAGACGGCUGAGACUAUCGACCGAGAAGGAUGGCUGCAUUCGGGGGACAAGGGCAUGAUCACCAAAGCAGGGAUGGUGAAGAUCACCGGCCGCUACAAGGAGAUCAUCAUCGGCGCGGGAGGUGAGAACAUUGCCCCGGUGCCGAUUGAGGACCACAUCAAAGGCCAUUGCGAUGGCAUCAACGAGGUAAUGAUGAUUGGCGACAAGCGCAAGUACAAUGUUGCACUGGUGACUUUGAAGGCUGUAGGCGCCAAUGGAGAGACUCCAGGGACCGACGACUUAGAUGCAGGGGCCCGAAGAGUGAAUCCGAGUGUCACGAAGAUCAGCGAGGCGAUCAAAGAUGCUACCUGGAUCGAGGCUGUUUCCGCGGCGCUCAAGAGUGCCAAUGGAAACGGCAAGGUCUGUCCCAACAACGCCUUCAAGAUCCAAAAGUUCAUGAUCUUGCCCAGAAACUUUUCAGAGGAGCAGGGCUUCCUUACGCCCACGAAGAAGUUGAAAAGAGCCAUCGUGGAGAAUGCUUUCAAGAAGCAGAUCGAAAUGAUGUACAACUCAAGUGAGAUGUACGUGCAGUACGACGAGUAA
Molecule: messenger RNA, 2319 nt
Organism: Symbiodinium necroappetens
Lineage: Eukaryota; Dinophyceae; Suessiales; Symbiodiniaceae
Source: the annotation of a GenBank genome assembly